CCUAGUGAUCAAGCGCUUGUAUAUAAAUAUCUCACCUCCGUCACUCCAGUUUCAAGGAUAAGGUCUUCUUCCUUCGAAUGGUCAUGAGGUCGAUCGAGAAGUAAGCUUAUUUCAGGGAAAUUAAAGGAGCUGGUUCCGGUCAUUACUUGCUAACCUGGAAUUAGUAAGCAUACAGAGGCGCCAUCAUUGCAAUGGAUCCUAAAAUCUAUGAAGCGGCGGCGAAAGGCAACCUGGAGGUCUUGGAACGUGAAAGUCGCGAUCCACUUGAUGGGUUUUUAACAGUUAAUCAAAAUACAAUCCUACAUAUUUGCAUUUCAAGUAUCCUCGUUGAAGAAGAGUUUCCCGCCGCUGGAGGAACCAACUCAGCCACAGCGGCAAGCUUUGUGAAAGAUGUACUGGACAAGUGCCCGUCACUUUUAUUGAAAGCCAACGCGGAUAACGAUACACCGUUACAUGUGGUGGCAAGGUAUGGGCAUGCUUCCAUAGUCGAAGUCCUGAUUAAACAUAAAAAAUUCCAACAUCCAGAUCUUGAAAGUGGAGUACUCGUUGAAGCUACUACGGAGAUGAUUGGAAAGCUGAACAAAGAGAGAGACACGGUCUUACAUGAAACUGUACGUCACAAUCACAUUGAAGUGGUACAACAGUUACUAAUGGAGGUAGAUCCAGAAUUUUCGUUUGGUGCUAAUGUUGCUGGUGAGACCCCACUUUACUUGGCUGCCGAGAGACAUUUUCCAGAUUUGGUGUCAGAAAUUUUAAACAAAUUCAAGUAUCCAGCUUGUGAUGGCCCCUUGGGUAGAACGGCUUUGCAUGCUGCAGCAUUUUGGGGUGAUGAAGGAAUGACCAAAAACAUUUCGGAAAGAUACGGACGCGCUCUAUGUAAACAGGCAGACCAAAAUGGUUGGACUCCGCUUCACAUGGCUGCAUUAUACAUGAACAAUAUUAAGCCAACAAAACUAAUGCUGGAAUUUGAUAGAGAGGUAGCAUAUAUGAAAGACGCAGAGGGUAGGACAGCUCUUCACAUUGCAGCUCAUUGCAACCACUCUUCCGUAACAGGAGAUUAUAUCAAAGUGUCCGGAUUGUUGCGAAGUGGUUGACAAUGAAGGCCGUAAUGCACUCCAUCUCGCCGUGAUGACCAACUGGCGGCCACAUGUUUCGCUAAUGAUCCAAGAUAAUUCGUCUCUCCGGAAUCUUUUGAAUCAGAAGGACAACGACGGGAAUACACCUCUCUAUUACUACUGCAAUUCUUUUCGGUACCACGAGCGUGUCCUGAAUUCUCCAAGAGUUGAGAAAAUGGUCUUCAACAAAGAGAACCAGUAUGCUUGUCAAGUCUUACGUCAAAGCUAUCAAACUGUUCAUGAUCAAUUUAAGGUAACGUAGUCUUUUAUCUGUUCAUGAAAUUUUCUUGGAAAAAACUAUUAAUUUUUUAAAACUAUCGAUGGAUCGACCUUUUCUUUUUC
Molecule: messenger RNA, 1457 nt
Organism: Juglans regia (Persian walnut)
Lineage: Eukaryota; Viridiplantae; Streptophyta; Magnoliopsida; Fagales; Juglandaceae
Product: ankyrin-1-like
Exons: 4
Coding region: 192-1094 (300 amino acids)
Molecular function (GO): protein binding
Source: RefSeq, a predicted model, not a curated record